Molecule: messenger RNA, 1240 nt
Organism: Paramecium sonneborni
Lineage: Eukaryota; Ciliophora; Oligohymenophorea; Peniculida; Parameciidae
Source: the annotation of a GenBank genome assembly
AUGAAAAAUAACUAAGAUAAAAAUAUAGGUCUAAAUGUAGUGUAUUUGAUACAAUAACAUAAGUAUUUAUAGGGAUUCAAAAAAUAGUUUAUCAUCAGAUAGAAAGAAAGUAUCUCUUGAUUAAUUCCAUCUUUUAAGUGUAAUAGGAAAAGGUUCAAUAGGUAAGGUUGUUCUUGUAAGAAAAAAGGACAACCAAAAAACAUAUGCUCUUAAGGUGAUCAAAAAAACCUAAUUGGUAUAAAAUCAUUAAGUGAAAUAAAUCUAUGCAGAGAGAAACAUUCUUGUAAUUAUAAUAGAAUUUAUAUUUUUAGUAAAACUGUCAGCAUCCAUUCAUAAUAAAAUUAGAAUAUGCAUUCUAAAAUGAAACUAAGUUAUACUUUUGUUUACAAUAUUGUCCAGGUGGAGAACUAUACAAUUUAUUAGUUUAAAAAAACAAAUUAACUGAAGAACAGUAAAUAAAUUAUUAAUAAUAAAAGAGCUAAGUUUUAUGCAUCUCAAAUUAUCCUAGCCUUCUAAUACUUACAUGAAUAAGAUAUAAUUUAUAGAGAGUAAAUAUAUUUAUUAAAGAAAUAAGUUUAAAACCAGAAAAUAUUUUGAUUGAUUCAGAAGGUUAUAUAAAAUUAACAGAUUUCGGAUUCUCUAAAUAAGGAAUUCAAGGUAAUUUUGGAGCACAUUCGAAAUGUGGAACAGCUGAGUAUUUGGCUCCAGAAUUAUUAGCAGGAAAUCAUGGAAAAGCAGCUGAUUGGUGGACAUUUGGAACUUUGAUUUAUGAAAUGGUAAUUGGUUAACCAGCAUUUUAUGCAGAAACUAAAGAAGAAUUAUUUAAUUAAAUUCUUCAUCAUGAAAUUAAUUACAAAAAAAUUGGUGUUUCUUCUCAAUUAAAAGAUUUAUUAUCAAAAUUAUUGCAAAAAGAUCCAAAUUCUAGAAUUAAUUCAGCAAAUGAAGUAUAAAUGGAAUUAAAUAUAAUAGAUUAAAAAACAUCCAUGGUUUAAAAAUAUAGAUUGGAAUAUGAUAUUAAAUAAAUAAGUACCUCCAGUAUUUGUUCCAUAAUUAAAUAGUGAUGAUGAUGUUUAAUAUUUUGAUGAUGUAUAACAAUUUAUUUAUAAUAUAGUGUUUCAUCAAAGAACCUAUCUUCUCAUAGCCUAAUUCAUUAUCAACAGAAGAAUAAUUGCACAGUCCAUAUUAAGGAUUUUCUUAUUCUGCAUCUCCUCCUUAAAAAGAAGAAUAAUGGGAAUUUUGA